UAUACUUCGUUGCUCUGCCACCUCUUUAAAUCUCCGCGAUGCUGUUAUUAUAAUUUAUAGAAAAAAAAAUUUGACUGCUUUUUUUCUGAGACACUGUAGACACACGAUGGGCAUGCCUACCUCUUUAUCAAGAGAACGAGGAUUUGGCAAAUGUAAAAAAAGAGAGGGGGAAGAAAGAGUGACAAUCAGUAAGGGCGAUAAAACGAAUGAACAUCAAAGAAAGAAGGAGCGGGUGGGAUGAAGCGAGAGAGACUGAAAGAGGGAGACGGACAGGAAAGGAGAAAGAGGGGGCGAGAGCGAAAGAGCGUCUGAGUCUGAACGGUGGAGGUUCGCUUGGAUACUCUCGGUCAGUCACAUACGCAACGCGGAACAGUGAAUAGUGAAUACUUUUUUCUGUAACAAAUCGAUUAACUUGAUUUCGUCAUCAACGGUAUCUACUGCGUGUUACUGCGUGUCUGUAGUAUUUCGUUGAUAGCUAUUUGUAUCGCGUGUGUUUUCGCUUUCAAGAUUGUGCGAUUCGUUUGCUCCUAUCUUAAGAGUGGUUAAUCGGGGGUGUGAGUGGGUUUGUUACGUGCUAAUUUUUCCUCUUUCUUCCAUCUGGUUCGCCGAUAGUGUGGACAAAGGGAGGAUGAUGCGGCCUUGGAGCUGAGACCGCCCCGCAGACUGCGUCAGACGGAAGGUCCGGUACCACAACCGAUCUCCAAAAAGUAAGAAAAGCUCUAAUAUCGUCUCGCGUCUCGACCUUUCCACGUUGCUAGCGUACUCGCAAACCACUCGAGUAUCAGAAACGAAACGAUAGAACAAAGCGUUACAAAAAAAAAAAAAAAAAAAAGAGCGAAUACAAAAAAAAGCAGAGCUUAAGCGUGCGAGAGGGGGGAGAGAGAGAGAAAGGGUGAAAGGAGGCGACAGAAAGAAGCGGACGGAGAGCACAGGUGGUAACCAGAACUAAGAAGAAGGAGGAGCAGAGACUGAAAUAGGAAGGACGAAGAAACGAAUGCUUUCGAAGUGAGAAGACGGUGUAUAGGUCGUCGAAUCUAUACAGGGUAUGUUGCAGCGGUAAACAGACGAUCGAAGGAAGAAUUUAAGAAAGUUAGUUGGAGUGGCGCGCUUACUGCCGCGUCGUUGUUUUCCGAAUUCGAAGCAAAAGAGGAACUUGUUGAAAGAAGGGAAGUUAGAGGAGACAAAGAAAAGGAAGAGACAGUCGACCGAGAGAAGAAGAGGGGAAUUGUGUGAAAGGGUCGGCCGGUGGUGAGAAAAAUGGCUUGGAGUUGCACGCGCUGCGCUUCGACGAAUAUGCUGCUGAGUGUUGCAUUCCUCGCAUUUCUCGUCGUUGCUCCGUGUUACGCUAGCACAGAGAAGGCAAGCUACGUGAAACCUCCUCCGUGUCAGAGCGAUAUUUACUGCCAUGGCGAGCUGCUGCACACGAUACAGAUGGCCUCGAUCUACAAGGACUCGAAAACGUUCGUCGACAUGAAGAUGAAAUACUCGCCGAACGAGACGCUGCUCUUGUUUCGCCAAUUCAUGGAACGCGUGGAUCAAACACCGACCAGGAACGACAUCGAACAAUUCAUCAACGACACGUUCGACGAAGCGGGAUCCGAGUUCGAGGAGUGGAACCCAGUGGACUGGAUCAGCCAACCGAAGUUCCUUAACAAAAUCCACGACCACGAUCUUCGGAAAUUUGCUUUCGAUUUGAACGGAAUUUGGAAGAUGUUGGGACGAAAGAUGAAGGACGACGUGCGGAUCAACGAGGAUCGAUAUUCCAUCAUCUACGUGCCGAAUCCGGUGAUCGUGCCCGGCGGCCGAUUCCGCGAGUUCUACUACUGGGACUCGUACUGGAUCGUGAAAGGGCUGCUGCUUUCGGAGAUGUACACCACCGUCAAAGGAAUGUUGACCAAUUUCGUCUCGCUGGUGGACAAGAUCGGUUUCAUCCCGAACGGAGGCAGAAUUUACUACGCUAGAAGAUCUCAGCCUCCCAUGUUGAUCCCUAUGGUCGAAGAGUAUCUGAAGGUGACCAACGACUACAAAUGGCUGGAAGAUAACCUUCACCUUCUAGAGAAGGAGUUUGAAUUUUGGAUGACCAAUAGGACGGUGGAUAUCGAAGUGGAUGGAGUGAAAUACACUUUAGCCAGAUUCUUCGAGGAGUCUUCGGGACCUCGACCAGAAUCCUACAAAGAGGAUUACCUGACCAGCCAAAGUUUUCGCACGAACGAAGAGAAGGACAGCUAUUACGCGGAAUUGAAGACCGCGGCCGAGUCCGGCUGGGACUUUUCUAGUCGAUGGUUCAUACUAGACGGCACGAACAAAGGUAACCUGACGAACUUGAAAACGAGAUACAUUAUCCCCGUGGACUUGAAUUCGAUAAUAUAUCGAAACGCGCAGCUGUUAGAACGGUACAAUCAAAGGAUGGGCAACGAGACGAAGGCCGCGUACUAUCGGAAAAGAGCGGAGGACUGGAAACGAGCGGUCACGGCCGUUCUGUGGCACGACGAAGUCGGUGCUUGGCUCGACUACGACUUACUGAACGACAUCAAAAGAGAUUAUUUUUAUCCGACGAACGUUCUACCGCUUUGGACCGAUUGUUACGACAUCGCAAAGAGAGAGGAAUACAUAGCGAAGGUGCUCAAGUAUCUGGAGAAAAAUCAAAUAAUGUUAAAUUUGGGCGGUAUACCGACCACCCUCGAACACUCUGGCGAACAAUGGGAUUACCCGAAUGCCUGGCCGCCCUUGCAAUACUUCGUCAUCAUGUCGUUGAAUAACACCGGAGACCCGUGGGCGCAGAGGCUCGCCUACGAGAUCAGCGAACGAUGGGUUCGCAGCAACUGGAAGGCGUUCAACGAGACGCACAGCAUGUUCGAGAAGUAUGACGCCACGGUAUCAGGCGGUCACGGAGGUGGCGGUGAGUACGAGGUGCAACUAGGUUUCGGUUGGAGCAACGGGAUCAUCAUGGACUUGCUGAACAAGUACGGAGAUAGACUGACAGCCGAAGAUCGUUUCGUAAUAGAGCAGACCUUGGCCCCGCCAGCGGUCGUCGUUUCGACCGCCGGUCAAGUGAUGACCGGUAUUCUCGCCCUCGUAAUAUCGUUGGCCGCGGGAUUCAUCGGAAUGGUGGUUUACAAAAGGCGACAAUAUUAUGUUCCUGGACCGUCGACGAUGCCGAACAAGAGAAAAGUGAUGUCACCGACCGGAAACGUUUAUCGAAAGAGGAUCGCCUACACUGAAUUGAAGGACAUGAACAAUGAUUGACGACUGUUGCUCUUUUAGAAAGCCGAUUCGUUUAAAGAGACUCUUAAAGCGCAACAAGAGCACAAGAAGACCGGGGAUAGGAUAAAAGGAGCGCAGACGCAAAAAGGACACCAACUAGAAACCAGAAACCGUCGAUUACUGACUGAUCGCGAUCAAGAUCGACCGUGAAUCAACCAACGAAGAUCGUCGCUUUCGAUUUUCUCGCCAAAGGCUAGAAAGCUUGGUAACAAUUCGUGUGCGGUUUCAGAUCGUCCUCGCACGAUUCGAUUACGCGAACAUCGUCGCCGUUGAUUCGCGCACGCAUCCAUCGCGGUGAAUCUUCCGACUCGAACGUUUUUACGGUCGGAUAUUCGUAAGAAAAGUUCGCACGUUGGUCGUGCGUGAUCGCGUCCGUCUCAAGUUAUUUUUCUCUUUCUCGGUUUUCAGUUCGGUAAGUGGAUCGCGCGCGCUACAUUCGCGGGGAAGGUGAUACGGUAGCACGGUGACACGUUAACGACUCUUUGUAGGACAACUCUGUCGCUGAUAGACUAAAGCGCAAAAAUUCGACUUCUCCGAAGGAAAACGUUAGAGAAGAGACGGCAGUGCGGAACGAUUUGGAACGCGACACAGCGUGGCACUAAAAGCCGCUGGAAACCGUGCGUUUCGCUCGCCAAGCUUCGCCGCGACUUCGACGGGUGUCCGCUCGCGUCGUGGGCUCCCCCACUUUAACUCUUCCCUUCCACUACGCGCUCGGCCUAAUUACACGACAGCUAUCUUUAUUGCAAUCACGCGCUUAUCCUUCUCGAAUUACCUUAUAAUUUCGAAACAUACUGGCGACGAGCGGAACUCGCGAAAUUGAACACGGAUGAUGGUGUGAAGAGCUGUGCUGUGCAAGGAUCGAAACGAACGACAACGUGCGUGCGUUGAAGCUCGGAUGAAGAAUGUGCAACUUUGCGACCAAGCUUCGUGGCACGUACUUCCACGUUUAUUGUUUAUAGGUGAGUUUAGAUAAUCGAUUCUGUAGAUAAAAAUGUCGUAUCUUUGAGGAUAUUUUUGUAUAAAGAGCAACUUGCACGUUUAGUGAAAAUCGCGUUCUCAUUGCUAUUUACCAUCCGGGAUAAUUCGCUUGAGCGUUAUUAUCGACUUGUACAAACGAGUCGCGCGAAGUUGCCGCAAGGUGCACAUCGCUAUCCGGAAACGUUGACGAGAUGAACGAUCAAUUACCGACGACGAGAUUUCGCAAGAACCGGUCUUCGUGCUUUGUAUCCGUCUAAUUGUAAAAAAUGCAUCGAGCUAUCCUCGUUCGUUUGUGACGACCGAAUCGAAACAAGAGACGUCGUUUCUAAUCCGAACUCUAUGCUCGUCCAACUUUUCUUGUAAAUAGUAAUGCGUGUUUUCGUUGUUCGACGAUUUGGAACGUCGAUACGCGGAACGUAAUUGGCCAAACGCAUAAGACAAUUUAAACCGUUACUUCGACUACAAUCGUUGUUUAUAGACAGUUUUACGUAUUGAAAAGCUCGAACGAACAAAAUGUAGCACGGCCACGGAACGAGUUACUGACGAAUCGUCGUCGAAGCGCGUCAACCGACGAAUCGAAGAUCGACUGGUUCGAGACUGAAGAACGUUACCGCGAUAUCUGCAUCUUCCGAUAAUCGCGAUCGAUCGCCGGUCGACGAGCAUCGACCAACGAGCACCGCGUCUUAAUGAUUUUUGACACUGUUAGUUUUAUUGUGAGCGACGCGAAUAUUAUAUAUAUAUAUAUAGAUAGAUAGAUAGUUAGGUAGAUAGAUAGAGAAUUUUGUGUUUGCGAGUGAACGAAAAAUCGGCCGAGAGCCGAUGAAGAAUGAUCGCGGUUGAUCCUAAGAGGAAAUUUACCGCAUCACGAAGGAUGACGACGCGGUCGGAUGGACUCGAUCGUUAGCUGCGAUUGUUUCGCGCACGCGCGUGCCUAUUUUGAAACCAUCGCGCGCCGUCUUACCGACGAAAAUUCGCUCGAAACCUGUACAUAUUUUGCGGUGAAAUAAAUCUGUUAUUUUCGCGUUACCGUUUAACGACAAAGACGAAUCGCCUGGUUCGUUCAGGAUGCGCCGAGUCAGGAAGCGCAUCGUGUCUAACAAGCAGGAUAUUAAGAAACUAUAUUUGCGAUUUGCAGAUAAAACGGAACCGGUAAGAAUCGAACGAUUCCUUUUCCUGCGAAUAUCACAAUUUUCAACGCCUUUUAUUGGAUUGUUCGAAAAGUUCGUAGCAUCUUUAUUACAAAUUCCGCCUAUCAAAUAAUGAAAUGUUUGAACAACUAUACUGCUCUUGGUUGGAUAUUAAAGAAAAUUAGGAUGAAGUAUCCAAAAUUCGUUAAUAAAAUAUGUUUCUCUUUUUCAGUGGGACAAUGUCAAACGUUAUACAUUCAAAUUUUGAAUCGUAUCUAGAAUGUUCGUCUCUAUCGGCCUCGUUAUUAUUUAAUGUGAUUUUAUCUUUCUUAACUCACAUUACGAAUUUCCCGAACAGUCUAAUUUGUUAUUAAAUUCCUUCCAUUAACGACAACAAACUUCAAGAGAUUUUUCGCAAAAGAUAUCGUGGCUUUUUACCAUCAAAGAUGUUAUUGUUCCCAAUUUAAAAGGAACCACACGAUGUAUUUUACUUAACUAAACUAUUUUCUUCUUAUUUAUUUAUAUAUUGUUCGUCCUUUAAAGCGUCAUAACCCACGCGUUUUCUUUUAUUGUUUAAUCGCGUCGCAGAAAAGCACGAUUCUACUUUACCAUCGCAUGAAAUGAACGUUAUCAACAGAUUGCGAAUGUUUACACAAAUAUGUAUCAAACUGAAACAUAAAUAUAGAUUUCUUUCGAUUAUUAAAUGCUAUAAACUGUGCUUUACUCUGAAUAUUUUAUAUAUUUUUCUCUUAUUUUCCAUAAAUGCAUAAAUAUUCGCAACCUGGGUAUCAACAACGAUCAGUUCUUGCGACAACGAAUCGAACGACAAUUUUGACACACACUGUGUAUAUGAUACUUUGAUCAUUGUGAUACUUGGAAAUAAGUAACUACCCACGUGCCGUUAUAUAUGUAUUACGUUUCUUACAUCUUAAUUCUCUUUUCCCCGCGCCAAACUUCUUGUUUCUUUCGUUCGCAUUUGAAAACUAUGUAUAGAGGAAAAACACGAUAAGACGUAUUUCCCAUUUCUUUUCUGUAAUGCCGUAGUUUUAAAAUUCACUACUCUAUUAAUUAAUCUUACGUUAUCAAAAUUGUUCUUUUAUUUAAUAUUUAUUCUAAAUAUAUAUUUUUCCAUUUUAUUCAUAGUUUGAAAAACACUGCAUGAAGUCAUUAAGGUAUUGAACGUAUUAAAAUUUUCUUUAUCUUAACAAUCAUACUUCUGGCUAUUCAUGUCUGUCAGAUUCUUUCCCGUUCUAAUUAUUUUAUAUUAAAAUAUUCCUUUCCGAUUUUAAUACGAUAAUAAUUAACAUCGAAAAAUCAAGAAAAAAGUACUUAUCAUGUUUUCUCUUAAGACCUUAAUUCUUAAACGAAUCGGACAUCGCGUCCUUUUAUUUUCUUCGAACGAUUGUAAUCGCGAGUGCGUAACAAAAUCAUCGAAGGGGUUUCGUUCCUAUCGAUCGUUCGAUUGUUCAUGACUGACAUCAACGCCAUCAGAUUGAUGAUAAAAGAUCAAUUCUGAAUUCAUCUGAAUGCGAAUCUAGUAUUUUUUUAACCCUUAGAGAACUAAUAUCUCGUGGGAAUACUUGUAUAUGUGUGUGAUGCGUGUUUUCAUGAUCACCGAUGUAGUGUAAACAGGAAUAUUCGAAAUCGAAAGAUGGCUGCAACCGCGCAAAAUAUGUACACCCGCACAGAUAUGUUCAUUAAUAGCAGAAAAGAACAAGGAAAAAAGAAUAUAGAAAGAAAGAAGGAAAGGAA
Bombus pascuorum is the source of this 7121-nucleotide messenger RNA. Its product is annotated as trehalase. The transcript is spliced from 7 exons. Lineage: Eukaryota; Metazoa; Arthropoda; Insecta; Hymenoptera; Apidae. Gene Ontology annotation, molecular function: alpha,alpha-trehalase activity. The coding region runs from base 1258 to 3246 and encodes 662 amino acids. The record is from RefSeq and is a predicted model, not a curated record. Gene Ontology annotation, biological process: trehalose catabolic process.